CUCAGCGGGGCAGAGCCAGGAGAGUCCCAAAGUGAGCCCGGCUGCGUGCUCUGGCGCUUCUCAUAGCGGCGGCAGGGGUCUCUCUGCGGCAUCGGACUCUUCCCGGGAAGCCUGCCCUACAGUUGUGUCUCUCGCGGGCGGAGGCGUGCUUUGGGGGGCAGCUUCCACAUCUGAACUGAGACCGGGACCCCGGAGGGAAGAGGAGGGAAGAGGAGGGACGAGGGGAGCCCCCUUUGCGCCGGGGAGCAUGGCGGGGCGGCUCCGGAGGGGCUUGAAGGGGCUGCUGUGGCUGUUCUCCUUGGCGUCCGUCUCCUCCUACAACAUCGACCUGGAGCGCCCCGUGAUCUUCCAGGGACCCAACAACUCUUUCUUCGGCUACUCCGUGCUGGAGCAUUACUACGAUAGCACGAGAUGGAUCUUGGUUGGUGCCCCAAAGGCAGAUUCUAAAUACAGUGCUUCACUUAAGUCUCCGGGAGCUGUUUUUAAAUGCAGAGUUCACACUAAUCCUGAUAGGAGGUGCACAGAAUUGGACAUGGGCCGAGCCAACAUUCCAGGAAUGCCUUGUGGGAAGACAUGUAAAGAAGACCGAGAUGAUGAAUGGAUGGGUGUCAGUCUAGCAAGACAGCCUACAGCUGGAGGAAGUAUACUAGCCUGUGCGCACCGUUGGAAGAACAUCUACUAUGAGACAGAGUACAUCCUUCCUCAUGGGUUUUGCAACAUCAUCCCACCCAAUCUGGGGCCCAAUGGCAGAAAGCUAUUGCCCUGCUAUGAAGAGUAUAAGAAGAAGUAUGGCGAAGAGCAUGGCUCAUGUCAGGCUGGCAUAGCAGGCUUCUUCACAGAGGAGCUGGUCAUCAUGGGCGCCCCUGGUUCUUACUACUGGACAGGAACAAUCAAAGUACUGAAUCUCACUGACAAUACGUAUUUCAAACUGAAUGAUGAAUCUGUGAUAGCUAAACGGUACACGUACCUUGGAUAUGCAGUGACAGCAGGUCAUUUCUCCCAGCCGAUGACCACUGAUGUCGUAGGAGGAGCUCCUCAGGAUGGAGGUGUCGGAAAGAUAUAUAUUUUUCGCACAGAUAAGAGGUUUGGGUCUUUAAUAAAGAUCUUCCAGGCUUCUGGUAAAAAGAUGGGCUCUUACUUUGGCUCCUCCUUAUGUGCAGUUGAUUUGAAUUCGGAUGGACUUUCGGACCUCCUGGUUGGAGCGCCCAUGUUUUCAGAGAUCCGGGACGAGGGCCAAGUCACUGUCUACCUCAGCAGAGGAAAUAGAAUACCAGGAAAACAGUUAAGCCCAAGACUGCAGAUGUUUGGCCAGUCGAUUUCAGGAGGUGUUGAUAUGGAUGGGAAUGGUUACCCAGAUGUGACAAUUGGAGCCUUUAUGUCAAACAAUGUGAUUCUUCUAAGGUCCAGGCCUGUCAUCACUAUGGAUAUCACCAUUUUCCUGCCUGCAUCUAUUGACAUCACAGCUCCGCAGUGUCAUGAUGGCUUGCAGCAAGUGAACUGCCUAAAUGUUACAGCCUGCUUUAGUUUCAGAGGAAAACAUGUCCCUGGGCUGAUAGGAUUGAACUAUAACUUGACAGCAGAUGUGACCAAGAAGGAAAGGGGCAAUCCAAUCAGGGUUUAUUUUGUCUCUUCUGGAGAAGCAAUGGGCCAAAUCUCAGAGCAGCUGGAGCUGUCCUAUAUGCAAGAGAAAUGCAAGCACUACCUAGCCUAUGUGAAGAGAAGAGUCAAAGAUGUGAUCUCACCAAUUGUAUUUGAAGCUGUGUAUAGCCUUGGAGAACAUACCGUGUCAAAACAGGAGAAAGAAUUACCUGCGCUGAGGCCUGUACUUCGAUGGAAAAGAGGACAGAAGAUGGCUCAGAGAAAUCAGACUGUGUUUGAGAGGAACUGUCAAUCAGAUGACUGUGCCGCUGACCUGAAACUUCAGGGGAAACUCUUCUUGUCCAGUGUUGAUGGCAGGGCUCCCUAUCUGGCUUUGGGAGCAGUGAAGAACAUUUCUCUGAACAUCUCCAUCUCUAACAUUGGGGACGAUGCUUAUGAUACCAACAUAGCUUUCAACUUCUCCAGGGAGCUCUUCUUCAUCAAAAUGUGGCAAAAGGAAGAGAUGGGCAUUGCAUGUGAAUUACUAGAGCCAGACUCGGACUUCCUUAAGUGCAGUGUGGGCUUUCCCUUUAUGAGAUCAAAGUCCAAGUAUGAUUUCAGUGUUAUCUUUGACACCAGCCAUUUGUCCGGGGAAGAGGAGAGUCUCUCAUUCCUUGUCACGGCUCAAAGUGGGAACUUAGAACACAACUUCCAUGACAACUCUCUCACCCUCUCUGUUCCUCUGAUGCAUGAAGUGGACUCCUCCAUCACAGGUGUCGUAUCCCCCAGUUCUUUCAUUUAUGGUGAGUCUGUGGCAGCUUCUCAGUUUAUUCAGCUGGAAGAUUUUGAAUGUCAUUUUCAGGACCUCAACUUCACUCUUCAGGUGUAUAAUGCUGGCCCAAGCACACUCCCUGGAUCUUUUGUCGACAUUUCAUUUCCAAACCGUCUCUCGGCUACUGGAGCUGAAAUGUUUCAUAUUCGGCAGAUGAUGGUUGCACAGGACAAAGGAAACUGUUCUUUUCAGAGAAACCCAACCCCAUGUGUCAUUCCUCAAGAAAAGGAGAAUAUUUUUCAUACAAUAUUUGCUUUUUUUACCAAGUCCGGUAGAAGAGUCCUGGAUUGUGACAGACCAGGCAGACCUUGUUUAAUUAUACAUUGCAACUUAAGCUCACUAGCAAAAGCAGAAUCCCGCAACAUAGAUAUCCAGAUGCUAUUGAACACUGAAAUAUUAAAAAAGGACAGUUCAUCUGUCAUUCAGUUUAUAACAAGAGCAAAGGUGAGGGUGGACACAACCAUCCGGGCAGUAGAAGUAUCUAACGGGAAUUCAGAAGAUGCAACGGUGGUCUUUGAGGCCUUGCAUAAUCUGGAGCCUCGCGGUUAUGUGGUCGGCUGGAUCAUUGCUAUCAGUUUACUUGUGGGAAUUCUCAUCUUCCUGCUGCUGGCGGUGCUGCUAUGGAAGAUGGGCUUCUUUCGGAGAAAAUAUAAAGAAAUCAUUGAGGCCGAGAAGAACAGACAAGAGAAUGAAGAUAGCUGGGACUGGGUCCAGAAAAGUCAAUGAACUGUUGCAAGAGAGAAAACACUGAAAGCCCGGUCAUGUGAUUCAUCAUUACUCCCCUAUUGGUCCUGCUCUUGUAUCUUCCAUAUGUGGAAGAAGGAAUCUUCUCCAGAUUUUUCGGAGACCUUGUUGAUGCUGUUGUUCUUCAUCAUCAUCUAAAGUUAGGGAACAUACCCCGAAGCAACCACUGCAGGCACGUCAGGUGACUGGAGCAAUGUCGACUUCCUGGAAGAGAUGAACUUUGAGCUGCAGCGCAGAGCAAUAUUUAUGAAUCCAACAUAUGUGGUAUACCCUCAGGGGAAGACUGUUGCCUAAAACAAAGUAUUUUUUAUAAAUAUAAGCUUUUUAUACUGAUUAUGUCCUGUUAUAUAUUUGUACCAAUGUUUUAUGUUUUCUAUUGAAUAUCUAUCUAUAUAUAUAGUUCACUAAGGCUGCAAUCCUGUGCAAACUUAUAUAGUAGCAAGUCCCAUUGGGUACAGUGAGACUUACUUCUCAGUUAAGAUUCAUAGGAUUGUGCUGUAAAGCACUGAUAUCCAGCUGAAAUUCUGGACUUGCAUAUGUGUAUAUAUCAAUCAUACUGUACUUUUGAAUUUCAGUGCAGAAGAAAAAACAGAUGAAACUCAAUGAAAAUCUAUACUGUAGUAAAUCC
Anolis sagrei ordinatus is the source of this 3782-nucleotide messenger RNA. The record is from RefSeq and is a predicted model, not a curated record. Lineage: Eukaryota; Metazoa; Chordata; Lepidosauria; Squamata; Anolidae.